AUGGAAAAUCGCAAACCUGCUGAGGAUGAAGUUGAGCUCACGUCCGAGACUUUCGAAGACCUAGACAUUGACUAUCGCGCCAAGAAGGUCCUGAAAGACAAAGGGUACACGUAUCUGACCCAUGUGCAGAGCCGAGUGUUGCCGCUAGCGCUGGCUGGUAAGAAUCUGAUCAUACAGUCGCCCACGGGUUCCGGUAAAACGCUGUGCUUCCUGCUACCAGCGGUGAAGCUGCUGUUUGACGAUGGCUACAACGGCAAUUUCCCAUCGGACGUUAGCAUGUUGGGCUGCAUUUGCCUGGCUUCAACACGCGAACUUGCUACCCAAAGCGCUAUUCAGAUGAACGACCUCGCCAGGCCGCUUGGGCUCAAGUCGGGCUGCUGCAUCGGGGGAAUACGAGACAAGUACGAUAAAAGCAAUGCCAGACGCCUGCAGAUCCUCACGGGCACUCCUGGGCGCGUGCUCUCGCUGUUGUCCAACGAUGCGCUCAGCUAUACUUCGAACGUAAAGCUGCUUGUGCUCGACGAAGCGGACCGCCUACUGGACAGCGGAUUUCGAAACGACAUCCUGGACAUCGUGAGCUACCUGCCACCCUCCACUCAGAUUCUGCUAUUCUCCGCAACAAUCAGGUCGUCACUGCAGGACCUCUGCGAUUAUCUGCUGCGCGGCAAGGAGUAUGAGUACGUCUGUUUGGGGUCCGACGCGGCGCUGUUGUCGGCAUCGAAGUUGCGCCAAGACUACAUCGUGGUGCCAAUGAGCCUCAAGCUGCCCGCGCUGUUCCAUUUGCUGAGCAAGCAUCAACAAAAGCGCUUCAUUGUCUUUUUGGCUACGUGUAAGCAGGUGCGCUUCGUCUACGAGACCUUCAAGCGUUUGAUCCCCGCGGUCCCUAUGACCGAAUGGCACGGCAAGCAGAGCCAGCUGAAACGCAACGAACAAUUCACCCGUUUCGCCGCGAAACAAAACUACGGUUGCAUCUUCACCACCGACGUGGGCGCUCGCGGGGUUGACUUCCCGGCAGUGGACUACGUAGUGCAGCUUGACAUUCCCGAUUCGGUAUCCACGUACACUCACCGAGUUGGCCGCACUGGUCGCCUGACGGUGGAAGGGACGCGCAGUUUCGGAUGCGCCUUUACGAUAUUCUGCGAAAAUGAGACCCCGUUGGUGGACGAGUUGAAGGCGGCCGGCGUGAAACUGCACAAUUUCACCAAGCUGCUGUGGCCAUUUUUGCUACGAAAGGAGAACUACGUACUGCAGAAGCUGCAGUCUAUGCUGGCGAAGGAAGCCUGGCUCAAGGAGGCCGCGCAGCGCGCGGUAACUGCGUACAUGCGCUAUCUGACCACGCGCAAAUCCGUCACGCUGUCAGGCCACGCUUUGGUUGAGGCGGUUAAGCAGAUGGCGCUUGCUUCCGGUUUGCCCACGGCGCCUCACAUAGAAGUUGAGGAUGACUCCCCCACCGAAAAGGUGAGCAAGCUGUCUAAGUUGAAGGAAAAAAUCCGUGCCAAAAAACGCGAGAAUGCUGCGAAAGAACGACUGUCGGCGGGCGAUGGCCACGUUUCUAGCGAGCCGGCUUCUUCAAGCGGACCUCGUGCUGAUGUGAACCGUUCAAGUCAAAAAGUCGCGCAGCACAAGGCUGCGCCAUCGGAGACAGACUCUGACUCUGACACCAGCGAAGCAGGCAGUAAUGAAUCAUCCGGCGAUGAUUCGCCCGUGGAUUCAGACGGAUCUGACGUGGAUGAGCUAUCGGAAGAUGGGUCACCCGUGGCAGGAUCAGACGGACAGAGCGGCAGUGGCAGCGAUGCCGCAGACAAUACAGGCGAGCUGUUGAAGAGGGGCAGCGAUGAACGAGUGGAGGAGGACCUUCGGUUGUACGAGGAACGAAGAGCCGCCGAGGACCGCGAGGAUAUUCGCUUGAAAUCUGCUCUUGCGUCAACACGCAAGAAGCUACGUUUGAACCGUCACGGUGUGGCAAAGAUCCGGGGCGUGGAGACGAUACGCCAGUCGGGGCAAAAACACACCAUGUUUGACGCGGACUCCGAUGAGGAAGAGGGCACGCGAUACGAAGCGGCGCCGCCCGCGCUCGACGACAUGCUGAGGGAGAAGGAGACCUACAUAAAGAGCCUCUCGGAACGCCUUAAGGCCGCCAAGAAGGACGACCACGAGUGGGAAGCCCGACGUAGAGCGGAACGCCGCGCAAAGCGCCUUAAGUAG
Babesia bigemina is the source of this 2205-nucleotide messenger RNA. RefSeq names its product DEAD/DEAH box helicase family protein, putative. Lineage: Eukaryota; Apicomplexa; Aconoidasida; Piroplasmida; Babesiidae. The coding region runs from base 1 to 2205 and encodes 734 amino acids. Gene Ontology annotation, molecular function: nucleic acid binding; ATP binding. Gene Ontology annotation, biological process: rRNA processing. Gene Ontology annotation, cellular component: nucleus. The record is from RefSeq and is a predicted model, not a curated record. The transcript has a single exon.